AUGAAGCAGCGAGGCAACACCGGCAACAUCCUGCGCGCCGAGGAGGCCCUGAAGAUUUUGGAGGCCAUGACUGCCAGGGUGGACGCCAUGCUUGUGCACCUUGGUGUCGCCAUACCUGCAGUGCCACACGUGUCAGAGCACACCGCGCCCAAGUUCGAUCACAAGGAUUAUGACGUGACCGAUUGCUGCCACACGCUCAGCACUUGCGGGAUCGGGGCCAAACUUUUGAAUUUGGAGCCAGAAGAGAUCCAACUCAUCACGACUACUUGCUGCUCGGAGAACACCAGCCGGCGCCCAUACGGCGAGCUUGGGAGCGUGACUGUCACUAGGUGUUGUGGCUGCUGUGUGUCUACCUCGUCCUCGCUCGGCCCCAUCAGCCCUGGAUGUGGGUGCCAGGCGGAGGUUGUCGACGAUAUCAACAAGGACCUCGAAGAGCGCAUGAGGCUGCGCGGCGACACGGGCAACAUCCAGCGCCAGGACGAGACCCUACACUUGGCAAGGCAGCAGAACCCGAAGGUCGAGAAACUCUGCACAAAGGUGGGCGUGCCGCUGGCACGAGCGCCCGCGCCGCAGCGGAUGGGCUGA
This is a messenger RNA of Prorocentrum cordatum, 585 nucleotides long. NCBI's taxonomy places the organism in Eukaryota, Dinophyceae, Prorocentrales, Prorocentraceae. The record is from the annotation of a GenBank genome assembly.